Messenger RNA from Mitosporidium daphniae, 1167 nucleotides. RefSeq lists its product as uncharacterized. NCBI's taxonomy places the organism in Eukaryota, Fungi, Microsporidia. The record is from RefSeq and is a predicted model, not a curated record. The transcript has a single exon. The coding region runs from base 1 to 1167 and encodes 388 amino acids.
AUGUUCCCUGUUCAUUCAUGGAUUCCUUUCAGGCGUUACCCCCGGGCCUCCUCUAGACUGGUAUUGCAAGCAUCGAAAGAGACAGCGUUAAAUCCGUCUACUUUACCAAUUUCAAAGCGAAAGGCUAUCCAGGAAAGAGUUCGUCACAGGAUGCGAAGCGAAUCCCUUCUUUUGGAGGAAUUCGACUGCAGUAUUGAACAGUCACAUUUGAAUAGCGAUGUGAUUGGUGUUGAUAUUGGUGCUUUGGUAGAAAAGUACGACUCUUUAAAAAUCAGAGACCAGAGCAAGCAGCUGGACAUGCUUUCCGAGCGAAAGCUGAAUCCAGUACCAUGGACCAUUGAAUUUGUUAAAGCGUUUUUCUUUGAAAAAUGCCCUCUUCUGAAGGAUGAAAUCCAAUUCAUAGACCUAAGGCAAAAGCUGCAUUCUCCUGCGCAGUGGAUAGUUGUGGUGCCAAUUGCUAAUGAAAGGCACCGAAUUUCGGCCUGUGAAGAGUUUAUUGAUUUUUUCAAAAACCCGCAACUGUCCCAACUAUAUAGACAUGGCGACGCAAAAAGCGAUCCUUGGGUUUUAUUUGACCUUAAAUCGAUUUAUGUAAAUAUUAUGACGCCCGAGGAAUGUGUACGGCUUGAUUUGGCUUCUCUGUGGAGCGAAAAUGACAAUCGUCCAACCAAGACUGUAGAUCCCGUUGAAAGGCUCUUUUCUGCAAAGGACGAUCCCAAUUAUGUUCCAAGAAAGCUUUUAAAGAUUGUAAAGAAGUUGGAAUACCAGGACCACAAAACUCAACACGCUUCAAUGUCAAAGAAUCGCAAAAAGAAAUUGCGACAUUUCAAGUCACGUCCCAUUAUUUCUGUGAAGCCUUCUAGUGUGUCGAUAAAAUCAAAUUCUAAUGUUUCCUUUGUUAAAAGGGCGUUAGUUGAAAAGAUUGACAAGCGAUAUGUGAUGGAGGGCCAAUUUAAGGAGCUUGAUGGGGUGGCUGAACCUGAGAUUGACAUUGGGGCCGAAGGGCCUGAUCAAAAGACACUACAGAGCAUUGAGGCUGAAUAUUUGGCGAUGAAAAGCGAGUCAAGUGCUUUGAAAGGAAGGAACAGGGAAGCUAGAAGAUAUAGAAAGUCAAUCCAGAAACACAGAGAUGAACUUGAGGCCUUGUCUAAUGAAGAAUGUCUUUAG